This is a messenger RNA of Geodia barretti, 741 nucleotides long. Lineage: Eukaryota; Metazoa; Porifera; Demospongiae; Tetractinellida; Geodiidae. The record is from the annotation of a GenBank genome assembly.
AUGGGCCAGGUGAGCGGGAGCGAUGACGCCCUGCUGCUGGAGUUGGUGGGCAUAUCGGUGGAAUACGGCGCGGUACGGGCGUUGGACGACAUAUCAAUGGGCGUCCGAAAGGGUGAGGUGGUUGCCGUGAUGGGGCCCAACGGGGCUGGCAAGUCCACCGUGCUCAAGGCCGUGAUGGGGUUGGCGCCGGUGGUUUCCGGCCAAGUUUACUGGCGUCAGCGACCGCUGGCCGCCGCAACCCAUGAGAUCGUCAAGGAAGGUAUUGCAUUCGUGCCCCAGGGCCGGCGGGUGUUCACGCACCUGACCAUCACCGAGAACCUGGAAAUGGGCUGCAUCUACCUCAGCGACCGGGCGGAGAAAGCGCGGCGUCUGGACUCCGUGAUGGAGCUUUUCCCGGUCCUGCAUGAAAAGCGCCGGGAUAUGGCCAGCGCCAUGUCCGGCGGGCAACAGCAGAUGCUGGCCCUGGGUCGCGGGUUGAUGGGCGCGCCGGAAGUGCUGCUACUGGACGAACCGACGCUGGGGCUAGCGCCCAUCAUAGUGAAGGAAGUCUUUGCAAAGGUUGCGGAGAUCAGCGAACGCCUGGAUACCACCAUCAUGGUGGUGGAGCACAACAUCAAGGGCGUGCUGGACAUCGUCGACCGGGCCUACGUGCUAGACAAGGGCACAGUAGUGCACAACGGCACGCCGGAGUCGAUACGGGAAACCGACAUUCUGACGCAGGUUUUCCUCGGGAGGGCGUAG